AUGACUGAACAUAUGAUUGAUUCCUAUGCACAAUCUCAACUUCGAUGUCAACGGAAGAAAGGAUACUACAAAGGCAUGAAAAGGAAUUUGAAGAAUCUUUCUACGGUCUUGAUGCUUCUUUGUACUUUAGAGGAAACAUCUAUUGUGAAUUUCUUCGACCAACUUUCACUCGAUCUACCUGAUAAACUGAUUCAUUUAGUUUAUAGUAGGAAUACACCAAACCCUACAGAAGAUGGUGUAAACGAAUCAAAUUCUGACCCUAUCAUAGGAUUAUUGAAAACUUUCUCAAGAUUUGAAAAUUCACGUGAAGUGUUUUUGAGUAUUACUGGAACGAUCUCUACUAUUUGUCGUUGCAAUACAUUUUCAGAAGAAGAUGAUGAUAGUAUUCAAGGAUUCUCACAACCUUUGAUCGGUUCUGGAUUUAUACUGGUUAUGGUUGAAAUCCUUUCGAUUGUUAUAUGCGAUAAAAAGAUAAUUUCAUCAGGUAGAAUAUGUUUUAUGAAAAAGUAUUCGGGUUGGAAUAGUAGUUUAGAAAGAAUCGUAAAUUUAGAUAAUGAAAAAAUGCAAAAGAUUGAAAUCAUAGAUGAACAAGAGUCUAAGAUGAUUUGUGAUUCAUUAGGAGAAUUUGCUUUGAACUUUGGUUUUGAUCAAGUUUUUGAGUCAGGUGAACUCGAGAAGGAAAUAGAAGUUACAAAAGAGCUUUUGACUGAUCAUUUCGGUGAUGAAGAAGAAUUGAAGAAGAUACUCAGAUCGAGUCGGUUUUUGAUCUAUGCGAUGAAUCAAUUUAAUCAAUGGGAGGAGACUGGAUCAAUCGAUUCUUUAAUUCACAUUGAUGAAGAAGUUUUAAUAGAAGCACUCGAGGACUCUGAUACCAAUAUGAUUCAAGCUGGGAUAUUUAUAAUCCUCUCAUCUUCUGUUCUGCUAAUUUGGUCAAAGGCGUCUAGGUCUUAUCAGCUAGAAAUUCAUGACAAUCACUGUGGGACCCCAAGACCUGGUACCUAA
Messenger RNA from Melampsora larici-populina 98AG31, 1002 nucleotides. RefSeq lists its product as uncharacterized. NCBI's taxonomy places the organism in Eukaryota, Fungi, Basidiomycota, Pucciniomycetes, Pucciniales, Melampsoraceae. The transcript has 5 exons. The coding region runs from base 1 to 1002 and encodes 333 amino acids. The record is from RefSeq and is a predicted model, not a curated record.